Chelmon rostratus (copperband butterflyfish) is the source of this 3101-nucleotide messenger RNA. Its product is annotated as tumor necrosis factor receptor superfamily member 4. Gene Ontology annotation, molecular function: signaling receptor activity; cytokine binding. Gene Ontology annotation, biological process: regulation of cell population proliferation. The transcript has 7 exons. Gene Ontology annotation, cellular component: external side of plasma membrane. Lineage: Eukaryota; Metazoa; Chordata; Actinopteri; Chaetodontiformes; Chaetodontidae. The record is from RefSeq and is a predicted model, not a curated record. Bases 55 to 855 code for a protein of 266 amino acids.
GGCACUGUCUGUGGAGGAAACGCUGCAGCACUGCUCGCCUCUCAAGUACUGAACAUGGUUCUGCCCAAAUUGCUUAUAUUCACUUUGACUUUACAUGGACUCCUUGUUAAUUUGGAUGCCGUGAGUUGCCCAAAAGGUCAGAAAGUGUCUCGUGGCGGCCGUGGUUGCGAGGACUGCAGCGAUGGAUAUUACCAGCCCGUAGAAAAUUACUCCCGGCAGUGCAUGGCGUGCACGAGGUGUGAUGAGCGUUCAGGAAGUGUUGUUAAAGAGAAGUGCACGAAGGAGUCAGACACCAAAUGUGAGUGCCGUGGAGAAUUUGUUGGGAGCGACAGUGAUUAUUCCACUUGCAAAUGUGACAUUGGAUUUGGACUGAGUCUUGGAGAAUGUUCAAAAUGUGCCGAUGGAUAUUUCAGCACAUCUAUCGACUCGUCCUGUCAAAAAUGGAAAGAAUGCAAAUCAGCAGGAGUCAGUAUCAAUGGAACCCAGACCUCAGAUGUCAUCUGUAAUAAGGAGUCACAGAGUAACACUUAUGUCACUACAGCCACCACAUCAAACAAAGAUGUUUCUCUCAUUACUCGCUUGAUAUCCCACCGUCCACAUGAGGGGGCCCAAACUCAGAAGACGCACACUACCACCACCACCACAUCAGCUCCGGGACCCACCGUCACCCCAAAGGACAAAGGACAGCCUUCCUACCCUUCAAACACAGGCAACCACAUCGGUAUGGUCCUCCUCAUAUUUGGAAUCAUUGGACUGCUUGUACUGACCGCCGUGACCUGCAGGCUGCACCUGACUCCCCACAUGGAGAGACGACCAGCAGUACAAAGUAUGUUGCAGAAUACCUUAAAGGAAUAGUGUGACAUUUUGGGAAAAAAUGACUCAUUGUGUCGGAGGCCAGUUGAAGAAAGCGGCAGCGGCAGUCGGUCCCCUCUCAAGCUGAAUCCAGGGGAGCCCUGAGGCGAAACUUUCAAAUCUGUCAAGUGUGAAUUUUUAAUAUCAGGUAAUCAUCAUAUGAAUAUUUGAGACUGAUCACUUAUAUUGUUCAUAUAUUGUUCUUAUAUUGUUGGUUUUACAUUAGAAAGUACAUCAAAAAACUAUUUACUCUUCUGUAUGUGAAGUGUAUUCACAGUCUGCAAAGUAAUCAACAUUUGACUAUUGUUUGUUCUGUUAUGGUAUAUUGGGUGAAUUACAUGAAAGAUCUGUAUGUCUUAUACCUCACUUUUUGUUAUCUAACUGUAAAUCAAUUUAAAGUUUGGCAGUAAAACAUAGCUUUUACUACUCAAACCGCCUUUUUAGUAAGAUAAUGUAAUAAAUAAUUCACUUUCUGUGUAACUUUAAUAUUUAUUACGUAUUUGGAUAUGGAAAUUUUUGUAUAACAACCUCAGAGAUCCUGUCACUAUAUGCCUUAUGGUAUUUUCAAACAAUCCUUUUACUCUUACUAAAAUGCACAUAUAUGCAUAUUUUUGGUUGCUUUUUAAGCCUUACAAUGUUAUAUAAUGUGAUAAUGGUUUAAUGGGGAAAUUGACAAUGUUCUGAGAAAUAUACAGUAUGAACAGUACUGUAGUAAAGGAAAUAACAAUCAAUAUUGUUGAUCCAUGUUAUUAUGAACUACUGGAGAGCCUUAGAAAAACAUCUCGCUCUCUUCAUGCAGUCUGUCUGUCUGUAUUUUUGUCAUGUGUUGUUUAUUCGGCUUUGUUCCACUGGUAGCAGGUCUGUUAGGCUGAGAACAGUAAAAAACAAGCUUUCAGUGGUACGUGGGGUUGGGGGAGGUCCCCUUGUGGAGUUAAAUGUGUCUUUUUUUUUCCCACUGAGAGAUACUUCCUCUCAUGUUUUCAUUUCUACCACUGGAAACAUUAAUAUUGUAAAUGUGAAGACUUUCAUGUUGUUUGUACCUCAUUGGAGACUUUCCCCAAAUCGGUACAGUGAGAGGAGUUAUGAAAGCAUGCCCUCAUUAUUUUAAACGUCAUUUGUAUUUUGCUAAGAAAUCUGAUACACAAGCUGUCAAAUCACAGGUGGCUUGGUGUGUACCUGGAUGGCACUGUGUGACUACAACAAUCCGCUUGGAAAAUACUGCAGUUUUGUUCCAGCUCUUUGCUGUUAUGUUGACAGCGCCCUCAGUCAUUUUGACAGUUAGAAAGAGAAGAGGAAAUGAACUGACAUUUCUUUUUUAAAAACAGGGGUGGGUAAAGUAUUCAUAUCUUUUACUUAAGUAAAAGUACCAGUACAACAAUGUAAAAAUACUCUGUUACAAGUAAAGGUCACGCAUUUAAAACCUGACUUGAAUAAAAGUACAAGAAGUAUUAAACUAUAUUUAAAGUAUCAGAAGUAAAAGUACUUGUUCUGCAAAUCAUAGAUCAAGUUAUUGUUAAUACUGAUGCAUCAAUGUGUCAGCAGUGUUUUACUGUUGUAGCUGCUCGAAGUGGAGGUAGUUCUAACUUCUUUAUAAGCAGUUAGCCAGUUUAGUCUGGUGGUUCCUAGCCUUGGAUUUGACCCCUCCAAAGCUUGACCAGAUAAAUCUGAGGGAUUGUGAGAUGAUUAUGGGGUCAGGAAAUAUGACAAAUCAGUUCUGAUACACAAAUGUAUAUCUGUUUGCAGUUUUUGGGCUUUUACUCUAUUUUUUUGCGAAAUACUGGAUCAACUGAACAGUUAUUUAAAUGAAAUCUGAGCUGUUUAGAGGGGACAUGUGUCUUUGUUGGAACUGCUAACAACUCUUAGAUAUCUGAAGUGUGACAAGGAGCCCCCAACUAGACACUGAUUUUCUAUUAGAGGUCACAGAAAGAUUAGAAACCACAGGUGUAAUCACAAUGUAUUGUAAGUCUGUUGUGUAUUUCCAUGUAAUAUGUUAAUCUGACUACUAUAUCUACAAACAAAUGUAGUAAAGAUAUAAAGUACUACAAUAAUACUCAAAUCAAGUGCAAGUUCCUCAAAAUUGUGCUUAUGUACAGUAUUUGAGUAAAUGUACUUAGACACAGUAAACAAACCAGUUCCUAUCUGACUUAUUUUGAAGCAUAUUUUUUUGUCAUAUGUUGUUUCUGAUAUUUGUUCUCUGUUUUCAAUGUGCACUUUGACACCCUGACAGUGUGUGAAUAAAGACUUUCUAA